AUGCUUUCCCGUGAAGUUCUUGACAUUAUCCGUGCCACUGUGCCUGUUCUUGAGAAGAAGGGUGUUGAUAUCACCGCUCGUAUGUACGAGAUCAUGGUCCGAGACUUCCCUGCUGUUAAGAAUUACUUCAAUCCUGUCAACUUCAAGAAGGGUACUCAGCAGCUGACUCUCGCUAACGCUAUUCUUGCCUAUGCCAAGAACAUUGAGCGCCCCGAACUGUUCAGCGGCAUGACUGCUACCAUUGUCCAGAAGCACUGCGCUUUGGACAUCCUCCCUGAGCACUAUCCCUGGGUCGGCCAGUCGCUGCUUAAAGCCAUUGAGGAUGUGCUUGGCUCUGAUGUUGCUACCAAGCCUGUUCUCGAGGCUUGGGGUGCUGCGUACUUCCAGCUGGCUGACUUUUUGAUCGCUGCUGAAAGCAAGGAAUACAAUCGUAUGGAGGCUUCUCCUGGUGGAUGGCGCCAUACCCGUGAGUUCAAGGUUGCCAGCAAAACUCCUCAAGGAAACAAUAUUGUGACUGUGACUCUCGAGCCCGUCGACGGCAAGCCCGUGUACAAGUAUGAGGCUGGCCAGUACAUGACCUUCAAGUUCCACUUUAAUGAGUUUGACCAGCGCCGCCAUUACUCUUUGCGUGAAAAGUCUAAUGGCAAGCACUACACUGUCAGUGUCAAGCUUGAAGAUGACGGAGCUGUCUCUCAAUAUAUUCACAACAAGCUUAACGUUGGCGACGUAGUUGAGCUUCUUCCUCCCUUCGGUGACUUUGUUUUGCGCAAGCCCGACCCCUCUGUUCCCAUUGCUUUGCUCUCUGGUGGCAUUGGCAUUACUCCUUUGCUCUCUAUGGGUGAGGCUCUUAUGGAGGUCGAAAACAAGCCUGAGAUUCACUUCUACCACUGGGCUCGCGGUGCUCCCAACUUCACGAAGGAGAUUGAGAACUUUGAGAAAACCGGUUUCAAGGUCAAGGUCUUCGAUUCUGAAAAAACCGGCCACCCCACUGCCGAAGAAAUCAAGGCAUUGGUCCCCAAGAAUGCCGACUGCUACUUUGUUGGUCCUAAGCCUUUCAUGAAGUUCAUGGAGGAGAGCUUGAUCAAGGCUGGUUUGCCCGAGAAGAAUAUUCACUACGAGUUCUACGGUCCUACUUUGCAUUUCGAUCAAAUCUAA
Molecule: messenger RNA, 1155 nt
Organism: Wickerhamiella sorbophila
Lineage: Eukaryota; Fungi; Ascomycota; Dipodascomycetes; Dipodascales; Trichomonascaceae
Product: Flavohemoprotein
Exons: 1
Coding region: 1-1155 (384 amino acids)
Biological process (GO): cellular response to nitrosative stress; nitric oxide catabolic process
Cellular component (GO): intracellular anatomical structure
Molecular function (GO): nitric oxide dioxygenase [NAD(P)H] activity; heme binding; FAD binding
Source: RefSeq, a predicted model, not a curated record